UCUUAUCAUAAGCCGCCUUCACUGACCGAGAGACGCCGUUUUCUCUCUUCCAUUUUCCUUCAAAACCCUCAAUCUCUCUUCCCAUUUCCUUAUACUCCAACCAUGUCCGCUUCAUCCCAAACUCCGAUCGACGAGCCGCCUUCCGCCGAUGAUGAUUCUUCCAAAGCCGUCAGCAAGAAAGCCGCCAAGAAGGAGGCUGCCAAGCAAGAAAAGCUCCGACGUCGCCAAGAAGCAGCUGCAGAAUCUGCUAUUUCGUCUCUCAACGUCGAGGACGAUCCGCUUUCCGCUAACUACGGCGAUGUACCACUCUCCGAUCUUCAAUCAAAGGAGGUUAAGAGUAUUGAAAACUGGACUCAGGUUGGCUCUUUGACGCCGGAGCUUAAAGACAAGUAUGUGAUUCUACGGGGUCGUGUUCAGACGAUUCGUGCUGUUGGGAAGAAGAUGGCGUUUUUGGUGGUGAGAGAAAAGGGAUUCACCGUGCAAUGCGUUUUGUCGGAGCAGCCGGAGCUUGUUAGUCGCCAGAUGGUGAAGUAUGUUGAUGGAUUGAGCCGUGAGUCCAUCGUUGACGUUGAAGGAGUUGUGUCUGUGCCCAAUGUUGCCAUUAAAGGUGCUUCGCAACAGGUGGAAAUUCAAGUGAGGAAAGUAUAUUGCAUCAGUAAGGCAAUGCCGACUUUGCCUAUAAAUAUCGAAGAUGCUGCCCGUAGUGAAGCUGAAAUUGAUAAGGCCUUGCAGGCUGGUGAGCAACUGGUACGUGUUAAUCAGGAUACGCGUUUGAACUACAGAGUCCUUGAUAUGCGAACUCCAGCUAAUCAAGGGAUUUUUCGCAUCCAAUGUCAAGUUUCAACGAUGUUUAGACAAUUUCUGUUGGAUGAGAACUUUGUUGAAAUCCACACUCCAAAAUUGAUUGGAGGUUCUAGUGAAGGUGGUGCUUCUGUUUUUAGGUUGGAUUACAAAGGCCAACCUGCUUGCCUGGCUCAGUCACCUCAGUUACAUAAGCAAAUGGCAAUCUGUGGUGACUUUGGGCGUGUAUUUGAGAUUGGUCCUGUUUUUAGAGCAGAAGACUCAUACACACACAGACAUUUAUGUGAAUUUACAGGACUUGAUGUUGAAAUGGAAAUCAAGACUCACUAUUCUGAGGUCAUGGACAUUGUGGACCGUUUAUUUGUUGCAAUGUUUGAUAGUUUGAAUGAAAAAUGUAAGAAAGCGCUUGAAGCAGUUGAUAAACAGUAUCCCUUUGAACCUUUAAAGUAUUUGCGAAAAACUCUACGACUUACAUUUGAGGAAGGAAUUCAAAUGUUGAAGGAUGCUGGCGUCGAAAUUGAUCCUCUUGGGGAUCUUAAUACAGAGGCUGAGAGAAAAUUGGGACAACUCGUCUUAGAGAAAUAUGGCACGGAGUUCUACAUUCUUCACCGCUAUCCUUUGGCUGUACGGCCAUUCUACACUAUGCCUUGCUACGAUAACCCAACUUACAGUAACUCAUUUGACGUCUUUAUUCGAGGGGAAGAAAUCAUUUCUGGGGCUCAGCGUGUGCACGUGCCAGAGUUUCUAGCUGAACGCGCUCAAGCAUGUGGCAUUGACGUAAAAACAAUAGAAACAUAUAUUGAUUCAUUCAGAUAUGGUGCCCCUCCGCACGGUGGAUUUGGAGUAGGUUUGGAGCGGGUGGUGAUGCUGUUUUGUGGUUUGAAUAACAUUCGCAAAACAUCAUUGUUCCCUCGUGAUCCACAGAGGAUUGCUCCAUAGGAAUUUCACAAGUAACGCUGCAAUUCCAGUUUUUGAAAUAUACAUUUUGUUCCCUUCUUUCUAUCUUUCUUUCUCCCUUCAUAGGAAAGGAAAACAAACAAAUUUCUGAUAUACUGAUUAUCGUGGUUUACUGAAUAACAAUUUGUUUUCAUCGUUGCGAAUUUUCCAAGGUUGUUUUGACAACCGUUACUUCAUGUAGAUUUUUGUUAUAGUUUUCUUUGUUUGAAAUUGAUAAUUUGACAAAUUCUCCAAGUCAAAA
Cucumis sativus (cucumber) is the source of this 1999-nucleotide messenger RNA. RefSeq names its product aspartate--tRNA ligase 2, cytoplasmic. The record is from RefSeq and is a predicted model, not a curated record. The coding region runs from base 103 to 1740 and encodes 545 amino acids. Lineage: Eukaryota; Viridiplantae; Streptophyta; Magnoliopsida; Cucurbitales; Cucurbitaceae. Gene Ontology annotation, cellular component: cytosol; aminoacyl-tRNA synthetase multienzyme complex; cytoplasm. Gene Ontology annotation, molecular function: aspartate-tRNA ligase activity; ATP binding; RNA binding. The transcript is spliced from 9 exons. Gene Ontology annotation, biological process: aspartyl-tRNA aminoacylation.